This is a messenger RNA of Cuscuta epithymum, 1792 nucleotides long. The record is from the annotation of a GenBank genome assembly. Lineage: Eukaryota; Viridiplantae; Streptophyta; Magnoliopsida; Solanales; Convolvulaceae.
CACGCACUCUCUCAGCUCCACAGCAUCGCAUCUUUUUUGCAGUUAUUUUACGGCAUAAAUAUGAUCCAUAUAUGCUUUUCUCGCGUUCUUCGGGAUCAGUCAUAUAACACUCUUCUAACGGAGCAAGCAUCAAAGUAAUUUGGAAGGUACGAAUGGAACGAUCAGCUUGGUUUUUGCCACUGCCAUUGCUGUUAGCAUCACUAAUCACAACAGCUAACGCUCUAUACGGCGCCUCAUCUCCCGUCGUUCAGUUGAGCCCUUCGAAUUUCAAGUCCAAGGUGCUGAAUUCUAAUGGCGUAGUGUUUGUAGAGUUCUUUGCCCCCUGGUGCGGUCACUGUCAGGCUCUAACACCCACGUACGAGAAGGUCGCCUCUGUCUUGAAAGGCGUAGUCACUGUCGCGGCACUCGAUGCCGAUGCUCACAAGUCCCUUGCUCAGGAAUAUGGCAUUAAGGGGUUUCCUACGAUUAAGGUUUUUGUAGCGGGAAAACAGCCUGUUGAUUAUCAAGGAGCAAGAGAGGUAAAACCCAUGGUUGAUUUCGCGAAGGCACAGAUUAGGGAGUUGUUGAAGGAUCGGUUAGAUGGAAAAACAGCAGGAGGGUCAUCUCAAAAGUCUGAACCUAGUGCAUCAAUUGAGUUGAACUCAAAAAACUUUGAUGAUUUGGUGCUUAAAAGCAAAGAACUAUGGAUUGUGGAGUUCUUUGCACCAUGGUGUGGCCACUGCAAGAAGCUUGCUCCUGAGUGGAAGAAAGCUGCAAAUAGCUUAAAGGGAAAGGUGAAGUUGGGCCAUGUAGACUGUGAUGCAGAGAAGUCUCUAAUGAGCAGGUUCAAUGUCCAAGGGUUCCCAACAAUUUUGGUGUUUGGGACUGACAAGGACCAACCUGUACCUUAUAAUGGUGCAAGGACUGCCUCUGCAAUUGAAUCAUUUUCACUCGAGCAGCUAGAAAUGAAUGUCUCCCCCCCUGAAGUAACUGAAUUGACUGGGCCGGAUGUCAUGGAAGAAAAGUGCAACUCUGCCCCACUUUGCUUUGUGGCAUUCCUUCCUGACAUUUUGGACUCCAAGGCAGAAGGAAGGAACAAAUACCUUGAGACACUGUUAUCUGUUGCUGAGAAGUUCAAAGUGAAGCCCUACAGCUACGUAUGGGCCGCUGCCGGAAAGCAACCAGAUCUUGAGAAGUAUGUUGGAGUUGGAGGGUAUGGAUAUCCAGCCAUGGUAGCUCUAAGUGUGAAAAACCAACUAUAUGUUCCACUCAAGAGUGCAUUCCAACCCGACCAGAUUAAAGAUUUCGUGAGAGAAAUUGGGGUAUCGGGAGGUAAGGGAAAAAGUUUGCCUUUAUCUGGCACCCCUACCAUUGUAAAGACUGAAGCUUGGGACGGUAAAGAUGGGGAAAUCAUUGAAGAUGACGAGUUUUCCCUGGAAGAACUUAUGAGAGAUGAUGAAUGAUGAUGAUAAAAACUUAUUUCAGUUCUACCUCUUUCAACAUUAUUAUAGAUUAUGAGAAAUGUACUUUCUAAAGUUUUGUUUGGAGCGAGAGUUAGUUGGGAGGCUGGGAGUGCCGAAAGGGCUUGGAGACGUGUGUGUGAGAUCCUUGAGAAUGGUCAUGUUUGAGUACAUGCCUUAUGCCUAGUUCAUUCGCUAAACCCAUGAGAAUGUUGUUGCUCGAUUCAUUUUUGCUUAUAUUUUAUGUUAGCCAUCUAAUCAUCAAAUAAGGGUAUUUUUGGGGACGAAUUGGGGGGGGGGAUACCUCUUGUACUUUCAAAAUGUUCUAUUAUAAAUGUAAUAUUUUUAUUAUA